GACUCAAAUUAGAGCACUUUUGGUUUGCACAAGUGUAGCGGCUGCAGAGACACAGGCACGGGAGCAUUUUUUUGUCCGUCCGUGGCUGUAUGCGGAGCUAGUAUCCGUUUACGGAGGUUGCAGGAACUGCGGAAGCCUUUGGACUAACCAUCAGCUCACUCGUCGAUGCUCAGGGUCAUCCUGUCUGUUUCGUUAAAAGUCUUCUAGGAGUUCUGUGAUUUUCUUAUUGCUUUUGGGUUGUCGAACGAUCGGUAUUGCCUUCCGAAAAAACUCAGCCGUCACGCCAACUGCUGACUCACCCUGGUUGGCCUGGCAAACCAGCCAGCCACGAUGUUGUGAUCCUUUGCCGAGCUCUACACACGACGCUUGUCCCGCGGAUCAAGGUACCGCAAUUUUUCCUCGGAAAGCUCAUCUUCUCAGCGACCUUUCUCUUACUUGCCACAUUUCGGGAUGACAUGUAACUCUUCUAGCGAAUACUGCGGCCCCACAUUGCGCUGGUUUCAGUUGCCACUUUUCCGGGUGGAAAUGAACUGUUCUGAUUAAAGGAAUAAUUACCCAACUUUCAUUCUCCGUGGCGUUCAUUUGAGUCUUUCACUCGAGUCUCAAUUUCUGCAAGCCGGAGAUAUAGGCCGCGUUUGCUCUGCGUAGACAUGCAGGCCUUCUCAGACACUUUCCACAUGACGCGUCAAGAAAUCCGUUUUUCGUCAAGUCACCAGUGACCGUCCUCCGGGUAAAAACUCAGGCGAAGAUUCCCCCUGAUCAUUUGGAUGUUGUAGUCGCUUUAUGGGCCACAAAGAGUUGAAGGUGCGUCUGGGAUUGCCGACGGUGCCAAGUUCGUCGUGCGCCUCGGUGCUACGAAGAACUCUUGGAGAUUGCUGCGGUGAAUGAUUUAACCGGCGUCACCACUGCACUUAGAGCAAUUUGUGGCCACCCUUGCUUCUCAUAUCUCUUACCAGUUUCCCUCUUCAAACCCACCGGCUCACCCGUGCUCGUAGUGGUCGCUUGCGCCGCUGAGCUUGUCUAAGCCCCGCUUUGUUGCUUACCUCGUCCAGUCACGACGUGUUUCGUUUCCAAAAACCAGCCCGCAUCAUAAGGUUAAACGUUCCAUAUGCUUUUGUGCACGCAGAAUAAUCGAACAUUUCGUCCACUUUGCAGUGGUUUAGCGUGCGGUUUUCCCGUGAAUUUGUCCCCCUGCUCUCGUGAGUGCAAUUUACUUGACGCGUUUUCAAGGGGUAACCGUGCCUAUCGAGAAGCAUUUUACACUUGAUGUCAAUUUACCGGGUCAUAUUUUGUAGUGACUCACUUUAUGUGACUUCUGCGCAAAGUUGUCUUUUGAAAUAAGGUUUGAUAGCUACCAUCGCGCUUGUUGUCUGGUAUUAGUUGUCUGGCCGCGUUUGGAGUGUUUCCUUCAGCAUCGGGAGAUUGUUGGGAAUACGCAGGACUAUUCAAUGGAGUCCGCAUCCGAGGAUGUCGUUGCCAUAGGGGGGGCAGAUUCUCAACAGCAAAACGCUCGACACUCUUCCGGAUCCGGAACCAGUGAUGUCGGCAAUGAACCAUCUCACAGUGUUGUAGAGGUGGGGAGUGUGGGAGGCGGCACUUUGGUCGUUAGGCGGGCUCGAGUACGAGCUCAGCGUCCCUCUACCUACUUUGCUGCCCCAGCUGCCAUUAACGUUACUGCUGUGCGGAGCCGAGCGAAUUCUGUGGCGCCGAGUGCCGUGACCAGCCCCCGUGUACGUCCCACCGGGCCGUCAGACCCUGCCACCAGUUUGUCAGACGCCAACGUUCCUAAUGCUGGCACCCAUGACCCAACAAUUUCCCCUGGUCGAUCAGCAACCACAAUAAAUGGAAGUCGAGAAGGAGCCGAUGCACAGCAACCGCCGGAGGGUCGACAGGUUCCAAUUUCGCGACCGGCUGCCUCUGAGCAAAUGAAAAGUCAGUUUGCUCUGGCCACUGCUUCUAUGGAGCGUAGGCUGGCUUCAAGGACACAGUCUCGACAGGCGUCUCGCAUGAUUUCAAGGCGCCUCUCCCCUCGUGGCCAUUCUCCGGCACGUCGCGCUUCCGAUGACCCAAUUCAAAGGAAAUUGCUGCAAGCCAGCGCUGCGUUGGAACGCACCAAACAGUCUGAAGUUGAGCCUGCAGGAGAAAUGCCCCGCAGCGCAGAUGAUGCGGCAGGAAAAUCCAUGCUGCCGGUGGCCAGUGGUCGGAGGGAGAGUGAAGGAAAGAAUAAGGUGGAUGAGAAACACGCCGAAAUGGUGCAGCAGGGAGUGGCAGGCAUGCUGAAAGUGGAAGAAGAUCUUCGGGCGAGUCGAAUUGCCUCCCGCAUUGCGUCGCGAUCCAUUUCUCGUAAUCCUGCGCAGAGGCCUCUUAGCAGCUUGAUGCAGCGGACAGAUGUAGCCCAUGCGGCAGCUGAAGAACUUCGACGCCGGCUUGCGGAGGAGGCGUCAGACAGUGCCAUAGAUCUCCCCAACAAAAGCUUCGCACGGGCUGCAGCAAACCGCUACACGCCAGAUGCAGCGGCGGUAUCCGGAGAUACACGUUCGGAGAUCGAGAUCUCGGCACGGCGGGAGCUGACAGAGCUGGACCAAAAGGCUACCUUACUGCAAGCGGCGUGGAGAGGCUAUAGGACUAGGUUGUGGUUUGUGAGUGUUAAACUUACAGCGACGUUCGAGAGACAUCUCCGACAGACGUUUGGCACUUCAAAGGCUUUUGGAUGGAGAAGUGAAUCGCCAUCUGAGACAGACGACCGCCUUACACCCCUCAUGUGCUGAGCGUCUGUGUGGGUUGUGGUUCGAGGUCUUGAGUGGGUCUGGUACCGUAAUGUUGGCAGGGGCGGGUGAGGGGUGCGUGUAUUGUUGUGAAACUUGAGCCCCAUGCUUCCGUUGCGUCCCAGUCCAUGCAUCUACAGUUUUAGUGGCUAUUGGAACCAGUGACGAAAUCAUGCUCGGUCGCUCGUUACAGACCAUUUGUCGGUUACAUACAAGUUGGUACCGUUCGCUUUUUGUCCAUACGGACCAUUUCUUGGAUGUGAUGAGGAUGAUUUCCUCUGUGCAAGGCUGUGGCUCCGAGAAGACGGUUGUCGUUUUCUGCCUAACUUACGGCGAUG
Molecule: messenger RNA, 3103 nt
Organism: Toxoplasma gondii ME49
Lineage: Eukaryota; Apicomplexa; Conoidasida; Eucoccidiorida; Sarcocystidae
Exons: 5
Coding region: 1449-2768 (439 amino acids)
Molecular function (GO): protein binding
Source: RefSeq, a predicted model, not a curated record